AGUGACAAAUUUAGUUCGGAUGAUAUUAUUGGACAAUAUUGUGCACCUCUAACCACAAUUCAAAAAGGCUUCCGUCAUGUUCGUUUACGUGAGAAAGAUGACGAUAUCUCGUGCUCAACACUAUUUAUUCAUGUUGAUAUUGAGCUGGAAAAUAACGAAAUUAUUUAUCGUACGCGGCUUUAA
Messenger RNA from Didymodactylos carnosus, 183 nucleotides. The record is from the annotation of a GenBank genome assembly. Lineage: Eukaryota; Metazoa; Rotifera; Eurotatoria; Philodinida; Philodinidae.